CCAAAGUGGGUGAAUGUGCACAUCUAACGGCACCCACCUCUCACUCUUUAUGGUUUGUACUUAAGAGUUGAUGCUUAAUAAACCAAAGAAAGAAACCCCCACUGCACUGCACACAGCUAGCAAUGUGGAGUGCUAAAGAAACCAUGUUUUCAGGAAUUGCACAGAAUGGAGGAAGCAGCGAUGAGGAGGCACUCAUCAAGGCUGCAUUGCAGAGGUCUCCCACUGUCUUUCGUUCCCGCAAUUCGGUCUUUAUAGGGCCGGAAGGAGGUGAGGUUACGGUGCUGGAUGUCCGGCGCCUCCAAGAGUCGCAGCGGGAGCAAGUGCUUCAGAAGCUGAUGGCGGUCAUCGAUGGGGACAUUGACUUAUUUUUCACAAGAGCGAGGCAGAGAUUCGAGGCAGUUGAUUUAGAAUUCCCAAAGGUCGAAGUUCGAUUUCAAGAUCUCAAGGUGGAUGCAUUUAUCCAUGAAGGGAGUAGAGCAUUGCCAACUAUCCCCAAUUCCAUAUUGAACACGACCGAGGCUUUGUUGAGAAAGCUCAGGGUUUUUUCGAGCCAGAGACGAAAGAGACUGUCCAUCCUAAAUAACAUCAGCGGUGUUCUACGGCCUUCAAGGCUGACUCUUCUUCUCGGUCCUCCAAGCUCUGGGAAGACCACGUUGCUUUUGGCUCUCGCUGGACGCCUUGGUUCUGGUUUGAAGAUGUCAGGGAAGAUUACAUACAACGGGCAUUGUCUGAAGGAGUUUGUGCCUCAGAGAACGUCAGCUUACGUCAGCCAAAAGGAUUGCCACAUUGCAGAGAUGACAGUGAGGGAGACUGUCGAGUUCUCUGGGCAAUGUCAGGGCAAUGGCUUUAAGCAUGAUUUGCUUAUGGAACUGUUGAGAAGGGAGAAAGUUGCCAGAAUAACCCCUGAUCCUGAUAUUGAUAUGUUUAUUAAGGCAGUAGCACUUGGAGAGCAGACAAGCACAGUUGUGGAUUACAUUUUAAAGAUUUUAGGAUUGGAUACUUGUGCUAAUACAUUGGUGGGUGAUGAAAUGCUCAAAGGGAUCUCAGGGGGGCAAAAGAAGCGUCUCACAACAGGUGAAUUGCUUGUGGGAACUUCAAGGGUACUGUUAAUGGAUGAGAUUUCAACGGGCCUCGACAGUUCAACCACCUACAAAAUCAUCAGAUAUCUAAAGCAUUCAACUCAUGCUUUCAGUGGGACCACACUAGUUUCUCUCUUGCAACCGGAUCCUGAGACUUACAGCCUGUUUGAUGAUGUGAUUCUGCUGUGUGAAGGACAGAUUAUAUAUCAGGGUCCACGAGAAAGUGCUCUUGAUUUCUUCGCAUUUACGGGUUUUAAAUGCCCUCCAAGAAAAAACGUUGCUGACUUUCUGCAAGAGGUUACAUCUGAGAAGGACCAGAGGAAGUAUUGGUUCCUUAAUAGCCAGUACCACUAUAUACCUGCUACGAAAUUUGUAGAAAGCUUCCAGACCUUUCACGUUGGUAACUCUUUGAUGGAUGAGCUGAAAACUCCAAAUGCAAAGCAUUGCAGUAACUCAGGAGCAUUGUCAACUACAACUUAUGGUGUAACAAAAGCCAAGAUCCUAAAGAUUGGCUUCCAAUGGCAGAUGCUACUUCUAAAGCGGAACGUGUUUGUUUUUGCUUUUAAAUUCAUCCAGCUCUUUAUGAUCAUUUCGAUCAUGAUGAGUGUAUUUUUCCGGUCAACAAUGCAUCAUGAUACACUUGAAGAUGGAGCUAUCUAUCUCGGUGCACUCUACUUUGCAAUCCUUAUGGUUCUUUUCAAUGGCUUUUUGGAGGUUCCCAUGAUCAUAGCCAAGCUCCCGGUCCUUUAUAAGCACAGAGAUCUUCGGCUAUACCCAUGUUGGGCAUUUACCUUUCCCUCUUGGAUUUUGAGUAUCCCUACCUCACUUGCUGAAUCUGUGAUAUGGGUUGCAGCCACAUAUUAUACAGUUGGCUUUGAUCCUCAAAUAAUAAGAUGCCUGAAGCAAUUUCUUGUGUAUUUUUCAUUGCACCAAAUGUCAAUAGGCCUUUUUCGUGUGAUGGCAUCAUUAGGCCGAAAUAUGGUAGUUGCUAACACGUUUGGAUCAUUUGCAAUGUUGGUAGUCAUGGCACUUGGUGGGUUUGUUCUGUCCAGAGAUAGCAUCCCCAGUUGGUGGAUAUGGGGUUACUGGGUUUCUCCUUUGAUGUAUGCUCAAAAUGCAGCUUCGGUGAAUGAGUUUCGAGGCCAUUCUUGGGAUAAGAAUGUUGGGGGCUCUGCUUUGCCAUUGGGAAAGGUGUUAAUGAAGGUCCGCAGCUUAUUUUCAGAAGAUUACUGGUAUUGGAUUGGAGUUGGUGCCUUGCUAGGAUAUACAGUCUUGUUCAACAUUCUCUUCACAAUAUUUCUGACUUACCUUAACCCGAUUGGGAGCCAACAAACAGUUGCUCCUAAGAGGAAGCUAAGAAUUUGCCAAGAAAAUGAAUCCAGUAGCGUCAUUGAGCUCUCAGAGUAUUUGCAGCACUCACACUCCUAUACAGGAAAGGACGUGAAGAACGGCAUGGUUCUUCCAUUUCAGAGUCUUUCCAUGUCUUUCAGUAACAUCAACUACUACGUGGAUAUCCCUCUGGAACUUAAGAGGGAUGGGGUAGUGGACGAUCGACUGCAGUUAUUGGUGAACGUUAGUGGGGCAUUCCGUCCCGGGGUGCUUACUGCUUUAGUUGGGGUUAGUGGUGCUGGAAAAACUACACUGAUGGAUGUUUUAGCGGGUAGGAAAACUGGUGGGCAUAUUGAAGGUAAUAUAUACAUUUCGGGUCAUCCCAAGAAGCAAGAAACUUUUGCAAGAGUCUCCGGUUACUGCGAGCAGAAUGAUGUUCAUUCCCCAUGCUUAACUGUCAAUGAGUCCAUACUUUUUUCUGCUUGGCUCCGUCUAUCCUCUCAAAUUGAUUUGAAAACACAAAAGGCUUUUGUGGAAGAGGUUAUGGAGUUGGUUGAAUUGACUCCGUUAGGGGGGGCGUUAGUUGGCCUUCCGGGGGUUGAUGGGCUGUCAACUGAGCAAAGAAAACGCUUGACAAUUGCUAUCGAACUUGUUGCCAACCCUUCCAUAGUUUUCAUGGAUGAACCUACCUCAGGACUCGACGCAAGAGCUGCUGCUAUUGUGAUGAGAACAGUUAGGAAUAUUGUUGACACUGGAAGGACCAUUGUUUGCACAAUUCAUCAACCCAGCAUAGAUAUCUUUGAAGCAUUUGAUGAGCUUUUGCUUAUGAAACGAGGUGGGGAGCUCAUCUAUGGUGGUCCAUUGGGAACCGAGUCACAGAAACUUAUUCAGUAUUUCGAGGCAAUUGAGGGGGUUCCUAAAAUCCGAGCUGGAUACAACCCUGCAGCUUGGGUUCUUGAGGUCACGUCUCCUGCAGAGGAAAGCCGUCUUGAUUUAGACUUUGCCCAAGUUUAUCGUAAAUCAUAUCUGUUUCAGGAAAAUAAGGAUAUGGUGGAGAGAUUAAGCAAACCAAAUGCAGAUUCACUGGAAUUAAAUUUCCCAAGAAAGUAUUCCCAAACACUUUCUGGUCAGUUUUGGGCAUGUCUUUGGAAGCUGAACUUGUCUUACUGGCGAAACCCACAGUACACUGCCGUGCGCUUCUUCUACACAGUCAUCAUCUCGUUGAUGUUUGGAUCUAUAUGCUGGAAAUUUGGCUCCAAAAGGGAUACUCAACAAGAUAUACUGAAUGCCAUGGGAUCAAUGUAUGCAGCCGUUCUUUUCAUUGGAAUAACAAACGCCUCUUCGGUUCAACCUGUGGUUUACACUGAAAGAUUCGUUUCCUAUCGGGAAAGAGCAGCAGGGAUGUAUUCUGCUCUACCGUUUGCUUUUGCACAGGUUACAGUUGAGUUCCCUUAUGUGUUCAUACAAACACUCAUCUACAGCUCUAUAUUUUACUCCAUGGCAUCUUUCGAGUGGAGUUCUUGGAAGUUUUUUUGGUACAUAUGUUUCAUGAUCCUCACCUUACUAUACUUCACUUUGUUUGGGAUGAUGACUACUGCUGUCACUCCAAACCACAACAUUGCUGCGAUCGUUGCUGCACCGUUCUAUAUGAUGUGGAACCUCUUCAGCGGGUUCAUGAUUUCUCGCAUGAGAAUCCCUAUAUGGUGGAGAUGGUACUACUGGGCAAAUCCGGUUGCUUGGAGUCUGUAUGGACUUUUGACAUCUCAGUAUGGGGAUGUAAAUGACUAUGUGAAACUGCCUGAUGGCGUUACUUCUGUGCCAAUCAAAGAGUUUCUCCGGCAGCAGUUUGGGUUCAGGCAUGAGUUCCUUGGUGUCGCUAUUUUUGCCGUGGCCGGUUUCUGCCUUAUAUUUGCAGUUACUUUCGGCUUCGCUAUCAAAUACUUCAACUUCCAAAGAAGAUGAAGGCCGCUGUGGUGGCUAACAUCUUUACACAGAAUCACAAAUGAGAUGAAUAGAUGAUUGAUUCUUCAGUUUCGGUUAUGACUUAUGAAAGAGAGAAAGAACAACGACCAAACCUAGCAUUGCUGCAGAUUAAUAAUGGUAGCAGCAUAUAUAGAAAUAGGGUGCAUGUGUUUCAGGGCUGGUAUGUAUAAUGCAAGUCUGAAUAUUUCUUUAAAGUUUAAAAGUCAAGGAAAAUGAUUUACAUCUUCACUACAGUUUGUAUAGUAUACAACAAGUUAAUAAACAUCACUAUUUAUUUACAUAUUGCAUUAUUCCCUUUUGGGAUUAUUAUUUGAAAAAAAAAACACAUGAAUAAACAGAAUAAUCCAAACUAUUUGUGGUCUUCCCAUGGAAUUUUAUUUUCACGGGAAAAUAAUCCAAAUAAACAAAAAGAAAAAGAAAAAAGGAGACGAAAUCAUGGAUGAAGGAAGCAAGAAGCCUGGUGAAAGUGUUGGUGAAGAUGAACAACCUGGCAUCCAGCUUUUUUCUUUUUCUUUUUGAUUUUUUUACCUGUUGUGCAAGUUGCAGGUAACCCAGAUCAUGUAUACUUUGAAUUAAUAUUAAAAGACGAUUAAUGGUUGGGAUUAUUCAUGUGACCUUUUUCUUAUUAUUUUGACGAUUACUAUUAAUGUGACGGAGCCAAUUUUCUCCUA
Messenger RNA from Cuscuta epithymum, 5062 nucleotides. The record is from the annotation of a GenBank genome assembly. NCBI's taxonomy places the organism in Eukaryota, Viridiplantae, Streptophyta, Magnoliopsida, Solanales, Convolvulaceae.